Messenger RNA from Salvelinus fontinalis (brook trout), 3152 nucleotides. RefSeq names its product BSD domain-containing protein 1-like. The record is from RefSeq and is a predicted model, not a curated record. The coding region runs from base 207 to 1592 and encodes 461 amino acids. Gene Ontology annotation, cellular component: cytoplasm. Lineage: Eukaryota; Metazoa; Chordata; Actinopteri; Salmoniformes; Salmonidae. The transcript has 11 exons.
UCCUAAAGAAAUGUCCAAGAGCGUAGCUAGCUAAUAGCUAACAGAAUUAAUUUGGAAAAUAAUAACAAUAUAUUUUACAUCAGCUAUCUAUCCUCAAACUGUAUUUACUAGAAGCAGAUACAAAUUGAAAAACUGCCUUUUACAAGCUUCUUCCUCAUUCAAUGGGGUCAGAGUUCAGUAAAUAUUGGUGAUGUCAUGGUCUGAAGAUGGCUGAAGGAGAAAGCUGUGAAGGUUGGUGGGGAGGCUGGCUUCAACAAAGCUUCCAGGCCGUCAAAGAUAAGUCAUCAGAGGCAUAUGAAUUUAUAAAGCGUGACCUGACAGAGUUCUCCAACGUGGUGCAACAUGACGCUGCGUGUUCCAUCGUGGCCACAGCAAGUGCCGUUAGAAGCAAACUAGCGGUGGAGGGCUCCUCUGAUACCACAGAGAAGGUGAAGAAGAGCCUGUCCAGUUUCUUAGGAGUGAUAACAGACACCCUCGCUCCUCCCCAGGACAUGACCAUCGACUGUGAUGUCAUCACGCUAGUGGCAACUCCAGCAGGCACCACAGAGGUGUAUGACAGCACCAAGGCUCGUCUCUACAGUCUGCAGGCUGACCCUGCUACAUACUGCAAUGAGCCUGAUGGUUCCCUAGAGCAGUUUGAUGCGUGGCUCUCCAGCUUCAGCCUGGAGGAGAGGAAAGGAGAGAUCUCCGACCUCCUGGUCAACACCCCCUCUAUCAGGGCCCUUUACACCAGAAUGGUGCCAGCAGCUGUAGCUCAUUCUGAAUUCUGGCAGCGGUAUUUCUACAAAGUCUUUCAGUUGGACCAGGAGGAGGCCAGGCGACUGGCCUUGAAGCAGAGAGCAGAGCAAACUACCCACACAGAGGCUCUGGGCUGGGAGGAGGAGGAUGAAGAUGACUUCCUUGGCGCCACGUCUUCAUCUCGCCUGGACUUCACGCCCCCAUUGGACGACCCUACUACCCAACUGUCCCCACUUACACCAGUCACAAUGGCGACGACCCCACUCAGCCCCAUCCCGUCUCCGAGCGGGGAGCGCUCCUCUCCCCUCUCCCUGAGCAGCGACAGCGGCAGCCUGCCCACCCAGGUGGAGGUGAGACCAGCCAGGCCACAGCCUGUAGUCGUGGAGCUGUCCCAGAAAUUCAACAAGUCCAGCCUGGAGGAGAGAAAGCCAGAGGGGCAGCAGGAGGAGGAGAAGAGGGUUCAGUUAGAGGCCCCAGCCCAGCCUGAGCCCACAGAGAAGGCUACAGCUGAGAGAAUAACAGUCCAGGCCCCAGCUACCACAGUCCAGGCCCCAGCUACCACAGUCCAGGCACCAGCUACCACAGUCCAGGCACCAGCUACCACAGUCCAGGCCCCAGCUACCACCAUCAGACCAGAGACAGAGGGGCCCCAGGACCUGAGGGUGUUUGAGCUCAACUCUGAUAGUGGGAAGUCUACACCUUCAAACAAUGGCAAGAAAGGGUCCAGCACAGAUGUCAGUGAGGACUGGGAGAAGGACUUUGACCUGGACAUGACAGAAGACGAGGUCCAGAUGGUGCUCUCUAGAGUUGAGGCUACAGGAGAGCUGGAGGAGAACUGGGAGAACUGGAACUGAUUGCUGUGGCGUACUGUUUCUAUCCCGCCAUUAAAGCCAGUUCUCGGCAGACGAACCAUGCUUAACGUGUUUUACCUCUGUCCAUGCCGUCACCGUGUCACGUUUGUUCGUAGGGGAAUGUCCCUUUGGUUUGGACCAUGUUGCUGAAGGCUAGCAUAGCAAUGGCAAUCCAAGACAAUAAGGUUAGAGCCAAGGCACCAUCAGCUGUCAGUUUGUGCAUAUAGGUUUCAAUGCUGAUUUACUCAGUCUUUUUGGUUAUUUCUUGAAAGCUGCUGCUCUCCCUCUAUCUUCUGAAAUGCCAUUAAGUACAUGUAAAUUGUUGCUAGUGAACUUCUUCAAAGUUCUGAGUGGUGGGAAUUAUUACUUCACUUUAGGCUGAAGAAUAGCCAUAAAACUGUAACGCUGCUUAUCACCUUUCAUGAGAUUAAAUUCUUCGUGUGAUUUAUUGAAUGGUGAAUAUAUUGAUUUAAACAUUUUUUUAUAUAUAUUUUUUUCCCCCUCAAGUGAUUUACUAACUCGUCUAUCUUAUGCAAGUGAAUAUUCAUAAGGGAACAUAUUUUGGCCUUUAUAGAGAGCAUUCAUUUUGGAUUCACUCCCAACCCUAGAUACAUAUGACCUUGACAGACAAGUGAUAGUGUGAACAAGAUAUCCAAACGUUUUGUCACAGAUCUGAGUUGUGCAUUUGCCAUUCUGUCUGUUUUCAUCCCUGCCCUGCUAAGUAAUUGACAUGAACAUAUCAGUUCUUCUGUGACCUCCAGGGGCCACGUUUCCGCUUUAUUUCCUGUCUCUGCUACAAUAAUCUAUUAUUCGAUCAGUGCACGUCUAAUAUUAUUCUGGAUGGGUAAGGGUCUCAUUUAUUGUCAAUCGUCAAAAGAGAAUAUGAAAAUGAUGCAAUAAAGAGCCUGCAAAAUGUUUCAGGUGUCAUGGUGCCAGAGUAUUGGGCUUGGAUGUCUGAGGAGGUAUGGCCUGUUGUCAUGUUAUUUCUGAUGUAAAAUAAUUAAUGAGAUCCCACAGCCUGCUUAGUAUGGACAUAUAGACUGCACAAUAGCUCUGAGUAUGGAGUUGCAGAGAGCCAAGAGGAAAUGAGGGCUUUGUCUGCUUGAUUUAUUUAACAAUACAGUAUAGACUAGCUUCAUUCUGCACUAUCGCUUCAUACUAUUCUGCUAUUUUAUUGUCAUAAUUGUCUUGAUCAGUGUAAACCGUGGCCAAGACUCAAAGCAUAACGAUUUAGUGUAUAGAUCUCUACAAUUACUGCUUUUCAUGUGAAUGUUAUUUCUCUGAGCAUUGUUUUGCAUGUCAGUGCAAUCACUUAUGCAAACUGUUGUACAGCAGGUGUACUGUUUUAAGUUGUAAGGUCGCUUACUAGCUUGUAGUUGCUAAAGGAAUUACCUGUUUAUAAUGAAUUGAUUGAUAUGUUGCAUGUCUCAAGUUAUCUAUGUAUUUCAUGUUAAUACAUAUAUUUACACUUUAAACAAUAUGUUUAAAGCUGUUCAUUUUAGGCAAUUAUAUUUUUCUCUAUUUUUCAAAUGAUCAUUGUCAUUAAAAAGAGUAUCAUGUAAA